UACUGAAACUUCCAGAAUUCGUUCGUACAAGUUAACGUCGUUAAUAAUUUCCAGAUAUAAUUGAAUUAUAUGAUCCUAUAAGAAAUUUACAGUAUAUUAUAUUUAUAAUUUUGUGACGCUUCGAAGGCCGCAUAAAUUGGAAAUAUUUUUAAUCACCUCGACAUCGGUAUGAUUUAGACUUUGUCGAAGUUCGCUGCCAAUCCGUGCACGAUCUUAAUUUGCGUGCGUCAAACCACAAUGAUAAAAUCAAUAUGUUCGCUUGCAGAUAUAAAACAAACGUGAUUUAGGUAACAUUGCACAUGGUGCGUUCAGAAGCACUGUUUGAAUAAAUAGCACACGUAAACAAGCACUUGUGUCAUUUUACAGUAAAAGCGACAACAACAAUACAAACGGCAUCGUCGUGUAUUGAGUAAUUUUUAAUUCUUAUUCUUGCAUUUAUUCAUAUCGGCCUGUAAUUAUAAAUUAUAAGAGAAGCUUUGUUUAAUGUGUAUCACGGAUAUCAGGGAACGUUCCUCUGUUUAAGUAGAAAUUAGAGGUACAAGAAUACAGCUAAACGUUGAAGCAUAAACGUGGCAAUGGUCGCCAUUGCAUUGUUGAGUAAAUCGGAUCAGGAGUAUUUGCAAAAAUGUGCAACACAAUUGCAUUUUGCUUACGGUAUAAUCAUUGGCCAGAAAGCUGAACCUGGAAAGUAUGUCAUUGUACAUUUGGCUAAAAAUGGCGAUGAAGAUGUUGAUCUGCCGAUGCCCACUGAUGACAGUGGUUUAGGUCAUGGUCCUCAUAAAGUGGAACAAAUUGAUAUGCAGGCUUUAACAAAUCAAAUGAUAAGUGCUUUCAAAAUGAUACCCGGCUCAUUUGAUGUUUUGGGCAUCUUCGUAACAUCUGUUAAUGCAGAAAUCAUUAGUGAACAUUCUGCAGAAUUUAAAUCUGCCAAAAGACUGUUAUUUGAUGUGCACAAUUUACUUAAACAAGGUAGUGCUUCGAUUACAUUAAAAGAAGAACCGAAUACGGAAUAUUUGUAUUUGGCAUAUUCCAGUUCAACGAAGACAGCAGUUUGUAAAAUGUACAAUUAUGUCUCAAAUGGUGGUACAUUUUCAUCGAUGGAUUAUCGGUUCGUUGAGAAGCCAUUUGAAUGGUUCACGUUCGAGUGCAACUAUGAAAUGGAUGAUGUUUUCCCCGUUGUCGCUUCCGCUGAGAAAAUUAAUAUUGAAAUGCAAUUUCACAACACUAUUGAAUGGGUGCGCGAUUACUUGCAAGCCAGUGAAAUAUUCAUACAAAACGAAACCGUUGAAGACAGUCAACUUUUGGAGACAUAUGUUAAAAGGAAACGUGCAAAUGCCAAAUCUACUGCAUGUACGGACGACUGUUUUAAAGCAUCCAUAUUUUUACCGAUUAAAUGUUUGAUUAGUAAAUGUGUGAAUCCCAUACAAGUACGCGAAUUUAAUGGAACGAUACAUUUUCAAGGCACUAUAACGUCGCGAAUAUGGUGCAAUCCAAAGAAUACAUUGGCUGAUGUUAAACGAUUUCUACGCGAAGAUAUAAUGCGAUCGCUAACUGCACGCAUUCAAGUAUAUUGCGAUGGUUUAACGGAUCCAAAUGUUAGCAAUGAAUCAAUUUUUAUAUCAGAGCCACCACGUCGUGUGUACUUCAGCAUUAGCAGUGGCAAUCGACCCAUACAAUUUUCCGAAUAUAUCUUUCGUGGCGAGGCACCUACAGUGGCAGUGGCUCAAGCUAAACAAAUACUUGAUUUGGAUAUUACCGUUGAUAGUAUUGUCGCCGACUGGGAGGGCUUAGCCGAAGAUGAUGCCUUUAAUGAGGAAACUGCAAAUUCCCUGGAUACAUCUAAGCAGAAAGUGAUUAAACAUUCAGAGAGAGUGGCUGCCAGUCAAGAGUUAACGCGGGCUAUGUACAUGUUAGGUAUAGCGGUGGCUCUAUUGGUUUUAGUGGUUUCGGUUGUGGUCCAAUUUAUUUUGAAAUAAGCAAAUUAAAAAAAAAAAAAAAAAAUUAAAGAAAAAAAUAUCUCUUUACCGCUGUUUGUUUGUAUUUUCAGUGAAUUGCUUUUUUUUUUACUUAAAAAGCCAUUAAUGUGUAUUGUUUUGUAAUUCCCUAUUUCUAGUACUGAUUUGAUUUUUAUUUUGAUAUUUAACUGUAUUUAAUAUUCACAUAAACAAGCUUAAAGAAAGCCAUUUUGGAAAAAUAAAUACAACAGAAAAUUAAUUAAUUAAAUUAAAUUUAUUUAAACAAAAAAAAAAAAAUAAAUAAAUAAAAUAUUUUAUACUCGUGCCCGGUCAGCCAUUAAGUACCCUA
This is a messenger RNA of Glossina fuscipes, 2304 nucleotides long. Its product is annotated as protein odr-4 homolog. The record is from RefSeq and is a predicted model, not a curated record. Gene Ontology annotation, biological process: intracellular protein localization. Lineage: Eukaryota; Metazoa; Arthropoda; Insecta; Diptera; Glossinidae. Gene Ontology annotation, cellular component: endomembrane system. The transcript is spliced from 5 exons. Bases 576 to 1976 code for a protein of 466 amino acids.